AUGGAGGCUGUUUACCGUGCCAUCCAUCCUAUCUUUAUGUCAUCUGAGGCAAUUUACCUCUUGAUGGUUGAUCUUUCGAAAAAUCUUUUCGCUACAGCCCAGUGUCGUGUAAAAGAAAAUGGUCGAGAAGAAGUUACUAUUCCUGCCCCCGAUUGUAACGAUACGAACUUUGAUCAUAUCAUGAGAUGGUUGGACUUGGUACACUCCUUGAGACGUUCAAGACAAAUGCCUCCCGUGAUUCUUGUUGGAACACACGUAGACUUAGUAGAUAACCCUGAACAGAAACUUCACGAUUUGAAAAGUACCCUCUGCCAUAAUUCAAGAGUUCUCAGCGAUCACAUUGCAAUAGCCUUGAAUGUAGAUAACACCAGAGCUGGCAUAAUCUCCCCUCAAAGAGAAGAUACAGGAAUUACCAAAUUACGCGAGAAAGUUAUAAAGACGGCUGACAAAUUACAGCAGGCAAAAAGGAAAGUUCCCCUGAAAUGGCUCCAGGUCGAAAACAGAGUGUAUGAUAUGGCAAAGAAAGGCACAAAAUACACAAAACGGGAACACUUAAGGCUAAAAAUAGUCGACGAAAUCGGCCCGUUGGAAAAGGAAGACGACUACGAACACCUCUUUAACUUCCUUCAUGAUCGCGGCACUAUUUUGUACCAUGUCCAGGCCGAGGAUCCCAAUGGGUUGAUCGUGCUGGAUCUACGAUGGUUAACUAAGGUGCUCUGUAAGAUAGUAUCUGUUAAAACCCACGAGGAUGAAGAACUGUCCCUUUUUUCGCUCAGCCAAGAUCUAAAAGAGAAAGGUAUUCUUCAUGGAGAGCUUCUCGAUCAUGCGUUAAGCGCCCAGAAACUCUCUCACAUCAGAGAAUCCUUGUUAUUCACAAUGGAAAAGUUUAAUCUCCUUUGUAAAUUCAACGACAAGGAUGGCAAGCCUGCCUUCUUGGUGCCAUGCAUGCUGACAACCACGCCAGAAGAAGAUCUGAUUCCUACAGAAGAUGAAGGAUAUGCUCCCGCGUACAUCACAUUUGACACUGAUUAUGUUCCCGCUGGGCUCUUCUGUAGAAUUCUUGUUCUCCUUGGUAAGUGGGCUGCGUCAAAAACCAGUUGUGACUCGCAGCAGUUCUUUUCCAAUGCUGCCCGGUUUAUUAUUGGAGAUCGGACCUGUCUAGGGCUCGUCUGCCACAAAAUUGCCAUAAAGGUCCACAUUUGGUCAAUGGACUCUUCCAACCCGGUAAAUAGUAAUCCGACACUCUGCGAGGAAGCCUUCAGAUCUCUCAAGGAGACUUUGACGUUUCUGAAAAAGGAGUGUUACUGGAUGCGUGCUGUUUCCUGGAAGUUCUCUGGUAAAUGCAACCUGUGUCUGAGGAAAAUAGAUCCCAAGACUAAAAAUUGCUUUCGGCAUUGCAAAAGAGGAUGUGACAGUGAUGACUGUGGCCACUAUGUUGCCAUAAAUUCGCGCCCAUUCUGCUGUGUAAAUGCUAAAGUUGUUGAUCAGCGCCUUCAGCGGACUUGGAUACAGGCAUUACCAUCCAUGGAAACGAACAGCGUAUCCACCACCCAAAUUAACAUGGGUGAAGCUCUCGACAGCAAGAGGUCCAGGAGCAUCAACUCGCACAGCUUUCCUUCGUCUAGCCACUGCAGAGGAUCUGAUUGUGCGUUAAACGUCACUCUCCUGGCUGUUGAGUGGGGUUCAUCUAAAGGAGGAUUUUCAACCAUAAACAGAAAUCUAGCCAUCAAUUUUGCAAAACACAAACGAUUAAAGGUCACUCUCUUCGUGCCAAAAGGUUCUUGUAGUGAUGAAGAGAAGAAAGCUGCUAGAUUGAAAGAACACUAUGACUCCUGUUUAUGCCUUGAUAAGAAACAUGACGAUAUCAUUCAGCUGACUCCAGGCAUAUUUAGUGAAUUCUCUGAUGUAAAGCGAGUCUCACAUAAACGGAGUAAAUUCAGUGUGUUGAUCUAUGGCCUUAUUGAUCCUGAGGACUUCUCCCUAAAGGGUUAUGAUCUUGCCGCAAAGGCAAUGGCUGAACUGAAGAAUGACAAUUACCGGCUGUUAGUAGUGGGUGCACCCGAAGAAAAACUGGAACAAAUCGCCAACACUUUCGAAAACUGUGGAAUCUCAAGAGCUAAAUUGGCUGUCAGAAGCAUUGUGAAAGACAGGGAAAAAUUGGUCAAGUUAUUUUGCGAGGCUGAUCUUCUCCUCAUGCCCUCAAGGACCGAGGCUUUUGGCUUAACUGCCUUAGAAGCCCUGUCUGCCGGUCUUCCUGUUCUCGUGAGUGAAAACUCGGGACAGUGGCAGUACAGAGAUCGAGAUUACCAACACCAGGUUAGGAAGAAGAGUUAG
Molecule: messenger RNA, 2334 nt
Organism: Pocillopora damicornis (cauliflower coral)
Lineage: Eukaryota; Metazoa; Cnidaria; Anthozoa; Scleractinia; Pocilloporidae
Molecular function (GO): protein binding
Source: RefSeq, a predicted model, not a curated record